GAGCACGUGUCCGAAUAGCCUGGUUGGUCUGCUUGACGCGAACAAAUACAAAAUGCUGAUGCGAAUUCCACUGGACGAUCUCGAAGUGAUGAAAGCCAAAGAUGAGAAUCUAAGACGAAUGGCGCGCGAAGUAGACUAUCUUCGAGAAGAUUGCACAAAGUUAACUCAACUUCAGGAACUCACCGCGACUUUGCAUGGUGCCAAGCAGCAGUUGGAGGAUCUUAUUAAGGAUAUGCUGAGUCAAGCCCAACGGCAACUGGCAGAAAGAAAUGCAGCGCAUUCGCAGUUGGCUUGCUUAGAACUAACACUCAAUACUCAAGCCGGAAUUGAGAAUAUAUCUGUUAUGUUCGCGAAACCUGACAAACGUGCGAGUUGGGAGGAGAGUUUUAACGAAGCCAAACAGAAACUCGCACUGUCAGCCGACAGGAGACUGUGUCCUGAAUUCGUGGGACCUCUGCCGAUCAGAAAAACGCGGGCUGGUCUCCAGUUCACGUGCGCGGCGCCGACAUUGGUAAACGGACAGGGAUCGAGGGACGUUUGGGUCUGCAACAGCGAUGGAUACGUUGGUCAGGUGUGCGUGCUGAGCCUGAGCCCGGAACCACCGCAGGUUACGUCGUGUAAUGGAGUCUGCAACUCCAGGAUACUCUGCGUCGCCGGGAUACCCGCGUGCACGCCCAGUUCGAACUCGUGCACGUCGAACAACAGCCCGUUCAUUAACAGCAAGAGUGGUAUAAGCAUAUCGGUACAAGACGUGGAUGCCAGUGGCGGUAACAUACAGUUAGACAGUAGCUCGAGCUCCGACGAUUCGGACUCGGAUGACAGUCCAUGCGCAGAUACGGGCAGCAUGACAUUGAGCGGUGACGUGUCGAGUAUUGACAAUACUACUGCGGAGGAGGACGCGAAUCAGCCUACGAUGUGGUUGGGAACAGAGGACGGCUACAUCCACGUAUACAACUGCAACGACAAUAUCCGGAUCAAGAAGAACAAGGUGAAGAUCCUGCACGGCAGCAGCGUGCACUGCAUCAUAUAUUUGGAUAACAAGGUGUUUGUUUCUCUCGCCAAUGGAGACAUCACUGUUUACGUUCGGGACCAUACCGGUGGAUGGAACACACCGGAUCCGACGACGGUAUCCGUCGGGACGGUGGCAUCGCCGGUAACCAAGAUGCUAUCCGUUUCCGGGAAACUUUGGUGCGGCUGCCACAAUAGUGUGAAAGUUUUAAACACUCAUACCCUGGACAUCGAACACACGUUCACGGUUAGCAGCGACACGAGCCGCGCCGUUUCCUGCAUGGCGAAUUCUGGAGGCUUAGGCGUCUGGAUUUCCUUACACAAUAGCGCUGUGCUGAGGCUCUUCCAUUCCGGUAGCUAUGAAUGCCUAACGGAUAUCAAUAUAGCGCCGGCUGUCACCAAAAUGCUUGCCAGUUGCGAUGACAUAAUUCGGCAGCACAAGGCCGCGUGUCUCAGGGUUACCGCACUAUUGGCUUGCAACGAGUUGCUCUGGAUCGGUACGAGCGCCGGCGUGCUGCUCACUGUGCCAAUUCCCCAUAUAAAGUCAUCAACUCAGAGGAUGUCGCAGCCACCGAUUGUGACUGGAAUUCCUCACGGACACACAGGACACGUGCGCUUUCUCACCUGCGUGGAAACGCCGAACCCCUCGAAACCCGACCCUGGUUCGAAGGUGAAUCGUUAUUCACUGAAGUCGAGUAAAACGCAGCAGAACAAUAUCAAUCGCGGCAAACUCUUGGUGAUAUCUGGCGGAGAUGGUUAUGAAGACUUUCGUGGACCUCAGGCAUCCGCAGAGCUGCAGGCCGGUCGUGAGGAUUCUACGAAUCAUUUGCUACUAUGGAAAGUGUGAUAUGAUCUCGUACGACCCCAGGCAAGGGUCGCGGUAAACGAAAGCCGGCAUGACACGCCGUGGGAAUCGUUAUUGUACGCGCAGCAUGCGGACGGAUGCCAUCGCCGUCGUCUGAUCGUGGCCGAUCACGACGCGCCAACAGGUCGGGUUUUCAAGGAGCGCGGUAGAAUUCUCUGGCUGAUAUUAGCCGAAUGGAUUAAGGGCAAGAUGCGAGAACUGCACUACUUCCAGGACAUGAAGAAGUGUCGGGUGCAUUUUGCGCGGGAGUCCGGUUGAUCGAGGACGGUCUUGGACCUGUCUCUCUCGUCUUUGCGCGAUCUAUAAAAAGGAUGUUGUCCGUUGUUGUUUGGUCAUCACUCGCGCAAGUCUGACGCAAAAUCGUUUACCAACGACAAGUGCUCGAUGGUCAAAUUUUUUUUUUUUUUUUCUGUACAUAUAUUUGAGAAGUAAUAUGUUAUGAAACAAUUGAUGUUUAAAAGUUCUAUACUAUUUUUUCACACAUUAUAAAUUAUUAAAUUAUUAGCGAUUUGCAUUGUAUUUAUUUCAAUUCUGUAUUUAUAAUAUUUAUUAUGUAGUAUAAAGAAGGAAUUUCACUACAUUGAGCACGUGCCUUUGGUAAAUAAAAUCGGAGAUAAAUAAAAUUGCGUAAUGUUGGAAAUGAUAGGAUCUGAUUCUAAAUGUAAUUCUCGAUGUCGAUGUAUGUUUGCCAUUUAUACAAAAACGCGAUUUCAAGAGUGGCCCACAUGUUAAAAUAGCCAAAUGACACAAAAAUUUAAAAGACAUCUACAAACAUCUACAUCUUUUAAAUAACGAUAAAUGGUUUUUAGACGUUUGUGUCGUUUGAAUUUGGUUUAAGGGCACGUUUUCUUUUAGCUGCAUUUUCAAAUACCCUGUAGGUUUAAAACGAAACAAGCGCACAGUGAAGCUUUUAAAAGAGAGAGAAAUAUAUAUAAAAAAAUAGUAAAAAGUGCAGCUAAAUAAAACAUGUAUGUUAACGGACCGGAUUACGAUCAAGUAAAUCAUCGACAUCGAUAAAUCGACGAUAGUGGAGUACCUGGCAGGGCGUUGAAUCGAGCUUAUAUGUAUCAAUACUGGCCUAAAUUGAAAAAUAGUAGAUAUAUACAUAGAGAUCUAUAAUUUGUUACGAUUACUAAAGUGCCAAAAAAAAAAAAAAAACACGAAAAUUUA
Molecule: messenger RNA, 3043 nt
Organism: Formica exsecta
Lineage: Eukaryota; Metazoa; Arthropoda; Insecta; Hymenoptera; Formicidae
Product: rho guanine nucleotide exchange factor 17
Exons: 11
Biological process (GO): actin cytoskeleton organization
Molecular function (GO): guanyl-nucleotide exchange factor activity; protein binding
Source: RefSeq, a predicted model, not a curated record